AUGGCCCACGUCCCACCCCCCCCGCGGCUGCGCGCCGCCAUCCCCUCCUUCGUCCCAGCUCCGCACAAGCCCAAGAAGCCCGCCGUCCGCAUCGACAUCGUCGAGACGCAGGCCAGCGCCGCCCGUGAGGCUUAUCUCGCCGAACGCCUUGCGCAGAUCGACGGCUGGGCAUACGACCAGAAACCAUGGGGUCCCACCGAGAUGCCCGUUCCCUCGAGCCUGCCGUUCGGGCGCGACCCGCGGGCGAGGGUGCGUGCGCGCGUCGAGGAGGUAAUGCGCGAUGUCGCGCCGGCGGCGGCUGUGCCCGUGGCGGUAAAAGACGAGCCUGGGACUCAGAAAGCCGAGAAGGACGAGAAAUGUGAACGGAGCGAGGACGAGCCGGUGAAACCCGGCAAGACGCUCAAGGAUAGGCGGCGGUGGAGCAUGCUCAGCCUCAAGUCCGCUGCGGAAGAGGCACCCAAGCCCGAGAAGGAGAAGCAGGCGGAGCGCGGUCCUCCCAGCGCCUUCAAACGCUGGAGCGUGAUCAAGAGCGACGCGGUACCUGGCAUCGUGCCGGAUGAGCCUCCCUCCGUUCCAACCCACACGCGCAGCACCUCCGAGAUGACGCCUGCCCGGGCGAACGCAACCGCGCCGCCAGCUCCGCUCAAACGCAAUCGCCGCUGGAGCCUGCAAAAUCUCAAAGAGGUCCUUACACGGGACAAGGAGGGCGCUGAGGUCAAGCCCGUCCCAACGAAGCUUGAGGCCGAGACUGCCCCUUCCCUUCCCGUCCCCAAAGCAAAGCCCGAGGCGACAAUAAUCACCCACCUCCCGGAGCGGAGCAGCUCGAUCUCUCCCAGCAAGCCGAAGAAAUCGCACUCGCUCCCGUCACCAACCAUGAGCCUCGUCUCGCUGGACCUCGACUUCGACCUCUUCGGCCUCUCGUCCGACAGCCAAAGCGUCAAGACUCCGCCCGAGUCCUCCGCCCCCGAGCCAGCUCCCACCGUCACCAUCAAGGACGUGCCAAACGCCAGCCCCGUCCAGCUCCUGGCUGAACGCGAUGCGUGGCGGCACGAAGCGCUGCUUCUGUACGACCAGCUGUGCUACUGGCGCCUGGAGGCGCUCGAGCGGGGCCGCGAGCGCGACGGGUGGCGCGGCGUCGCGCUCGCCGUCGGCGUCCAAGUGCCCCCGUGCGUCGUCAAGACUCUGCCGGCCGCAGCGGCGCCGCUAUCCGACGCGCAGCGGCGGACGCGCGAGGUGGAGCGCGAGCGCGAGAAAGGGCGGGAGCGGGUGCGCGAGUGGCACCUCGCGAGCAUUGAGCGUGAGCGGCGCGAGCACGCGGCGCGCGAAGCGGAGCGUCGGGCCGAGGCACGCGAAACCGCCGAGCGGAGAGAGCUGGACCGGCGCGUGCGCGAACGCCGCGCGCGCGAGCGGCACAUCGAGAUGCGCGAGGCCGCGCGCCUGUCCGACUGGGCGGGGCUGACGCGGCGCGAGGGCGAGCCGCGCCACCCGUCGGCGCAUAGGGCGCCGUCUUCGCGCCACAGCAGGCAGCAUAGUCGCGAGUGGGCGCCGAGCGGGGCUGCCGAGGCGGCCGCGGACGCCAUGGCCGUCGUGGGCGCGGCGCCCGCCGGCGUUCUCCCCCCGCCGGGGCUGCCUGGCCCCGUGUCUCCCAUGAGUAGCUGGGGACGCCAGAGCCGAACCUCAAGCUAUGCCGGCGCACACCGCUUCCCCGCGCCACACGACCACUCGAACGGCGUGCCGGAACACGAGCACGAUGCACGCCCGAGAGCCGUUGGCUGGCCUGCAAGCGAAAGUGGACGGGAGCGGGCGCGCGAGAUGCUCACCCCGCCCCGGGGGGCCAGUCGCGAGGCUAUGCGGAGCGGGACAGCGUAG
Molecule: messenger RNA, 1869 nt
Organism: Cutaneotrichosporon oleaginosum
Lineage: Eukaryota; Fungi; Basidiomycota; Tremellomycetes; Trichosporonales; Trichosporonaceae
Source: RefSeq, a predicted model, not a curated record